Molecule: messenger RNA, 185 nt
Organism: Racocetra persica
Lineage: Eukaryota; Fungi; Glomeromycota; Glomeromycetes; Diversisporales; Gigasporaceae
Source: the annotation of a GenBank genome assembly
AUGAAAAAUUUUCUUGUACUCUUUUUGGUAAUCUUUGCGAUCUUUACUGUUGGUGUUAUAACAACCCCCAUAGAAGACACUUCUAAUGUCUUAGAAAAACGCUAUUAUCCUGGAAAUGUUUGCUGGAACUCACAUGAGACAGCGCCAUGCUAUCCCAACUGCGGAUGUCAAAAUAGUGUCUGCAG